Molecule: messenger RNA, 1569 nt
Organism: Aureobasidium vineae
Lineage: Eukaryota; Fungi; Ascomycota; Dothideomycetes; Dothideales; Saccotheciaceae
Source: the annotation of a GenBank genome assembly
AUGACGGAAUUCUACGACGAAGAGAAGACCGGAAGGCUGCACCCUGACGAGAAGGAUGUCAACGUCGAUGUUGGGAGUGCUCAAGGUUCCACUGAGCUCGUCGAUGAAAAGCCAGCUCAGAAUGGCGGUAUCCUCGACACUCUAUGUGGCUGGGAAGCGACCCUGGACCGUAAGCUCGGCAUCGAGUCUCAGGCUAUCCGACGCAAGCUGCCCGAGGAGAAGGUGCCUCAAAAGUGGCACAACCAGGCAGUCAUGGCUCUGCUGUGGAGUGGUGGUAUCAUGAACUUGUCUUGCAUGUCGACCGGGUUCCUUGGUCCCACCUGGGGUCUUACACUUGGCCAGAGCAUCGUCAUCACCAUCUUCGGCACCCUUCUGGGAUCCAGUGUUGCUGGUUGGUGUGCCACUCUUGGUCCUGGCACCGGUCUUCGUUCCAUGUCCAUCACUCGUUACAGCUUCGGCUGGUACCCCACCAAGCUCAUUGCUGUCCUCAACAUCAUCUCUCAAGCCGGUUGGAGUGCUGUUGGCUGCAUUACUGGUGGUCUUGCUCUUACUGCUGUAUCCGACGGCAAGGUCUCGUCUGCUCUUGGUUGCGUGAUCAUUGCUCUUUGCAGCAGUGUCAUCAACUUCUGCGGUCUCAAGGCCAUUCUGUACUAUGAGAAGUAUGCCUGGCUCGUCUUCUUCAUUGUCUUCAUGAUCAUGUACGGCAUGGCCGCUCCUCAUGCUGUCAACACUCCUGGUACCGAACUCCAUGGCGCCAACCUCGCUGGAAACGUUCUUUCUCUGCUUUCGGUUGUCUACGGCAGCUCCUGCUCUUGGGCCACCAUUGCCGCUGAUUACUACGUUCACUACCCCAUCAACACCUCCAAGGUCAAGGUCUUCACUCUCUGUACCCUUGGUAUCAGUAUUCCUACCUGCAUUGGUAUGGUUCUGGGAUGCUGUAUUGGUUCGGCCAUGCAAGUCAACGAGCAAUGGAGCAACACAUACAGCGAUGACGGCCUUGGCUAUCUCAUCCAGAUAAUGCUCUUCCCUCGUGGAUUCGCCAAGUUCAUUCUGGUCCUGCUUGUGCUCAGUGCCGUUGGUAUGAACGCUCUCAACCUCUACUCUUGUGCCUUGUCGAUCCAACAGUUCGCCCGCCCCUUGGCUAGAGUCCCUCGCACCUUCUGGGUUCUCGUUGUCUUCGGUGCUGUCACUGCCAUUGCCGUCGCUGGACGCGAUCACUUGCUCGAGUAUCUGGAGAACUUCCUUUCUCUUCUCGGUUACUGGGGUACCUCCUACUUCGUUAUUGUCUUCCUUGAGCACUACUGGUUCCGCAAGGGCGACUUUGCCAACUACGAUCUCGACGGCUGGAACACCCCUUCAAAACUGCCUAUCGGUCUCGCUGGUCUUGGUGCUUUCCUGAUCGGUGUUGUUGGCUGGUGCCUCGGUAUGGUUGAGACUUGGUUCACAGGCCCUCUCGCCAAACACAUUGGCGAGAGUGGUGGUGAUAUUGCCAAUGAGCUCACCUUCGCCUUCACCCUCCUUGCCUAUAUCCCUCUCCGUCAUCUCGAGUACCGCUUCUUCAGGAGAUAA